AUGGCAGACCAGGACGUCAGCAAGCUAGGCAUCGCCUCGGCCGUCUUCAAAGCUGUCGGCUCAGCAUCUGGCCGUCUCGUCACCUCGCCCUUCAAAGGGGACAAUGGCUCCAACACCUACUUCAAAGAUGUCAUGUUCGCCAUGUUCCGCACCCAACUGGGCAACCUCGACCUCGCCCAGGACCGGUACCUGAACGGCACCACAACGCCAAUCUACCUCAAAUUCGCCAAAGACAACAAGUUCAAGCCCGAGAGCAUCACAUUGCCCAGUGGCACCCAGGCGCACUGGUUUGGCAGCAGCACCGCCAAGAAGCUCAUCAUCUACUUCCACGGCGGCGGCUACGUAAUGCCCUGCGGCCCCGGCCACCAAACCUGGCUCAACGACCUCCAAACCUCUCUCGGCCCUGACGUCUCCGCCCUGCUCCUCGCCUACGACCUCGCCCCCGAACACCCCUACCCCACCCAACUCACCCAAGCCGUCGAGCUCCUCCGCCACCUCGUCGAAACCGAAGGCCGCGAUCCCGCCGACAUGAUCCUGGGCGGCGACAGCGCAGGAGGCAAUCUCGCGCUCGGUUUGUUGUCGCAUCUCGUGCACCCGCAUCCGCAGAUCCAGCCGUUGAGGCUCCCAGGCAGGAUUGGCGCGGCGAUGCUGAUUUCUCCCUGGGCGAGUCUCACGCAGACGCAUACGCCGGCGUUUACGGAGAACAGGGAGAGGGAUAUGUUCGAUGCGCGCACGCUUACGCGCUGGUCCACAGCGUUCCUCGGCUCCACAUCCGCGUUUGCCGGGGACUAUUACAGCGAGCCUGUGCUCGCGAGCGCGGAGUGGUGGGCUCCCGUUGCGGAUGUGGUUGGCGAGGUAUUGAUUUGGGCGGGCGAUAAUGAAAUCCUAAAAGACGGCAUUGUCGCGUUUGCGCAGAAGUUCAGCCGCGGGUUUGGCGGGGCUGGCGGCCUGGUGGAUGUUGUUGUUACGCCCAAGGCGGCUCACGAGGAGAUGAUUGUGGAGCGGAUACUGGGGUAUAAGGGCGACUCGGGGACUGGGAGUCAGGGGGUUGUGGAGGGGUGGGUUAAGUCGAAGUUGUGA
This is a messenger RNA of Parastagonospora nodorum SN15, 1080 nucleotides long. RefSeq lists its product as hypothetical. The transcript has 3 exons. The record is from RefSeq and is a predicted model, not a curated record. Gene Ontology annotation, molecular function: hydrolase activity. Bases 1 to 1080 code for a protein of 359 amino acids. Lineage: Eukaryota; Fungi; Ascomycota; Dothideomycetes; Pleosporales; Phaeosphaeriaceae.